UCCUAGGCAGGAUUGGUUUCCAGUCCAGCCUCAACCUCCUGCCUAAUCUGGGGGAAGCGGCUUUUUCUCUUCUGUGAACCCCCAGAUUCCUUCACAUAUAAAUUAGGGGAUUGGUCUCGAGAGUCAAAAGACCCCUUUCCCACUUCCUGUGGUUCUGCGGUCUUCAAGCCCUCCCUUAAUUCAGCCAAACGAUACAGAAAGAUAAAGCAAGAGGUUAGAGAAUAUAAAAGUGUUGGCCGACGACUUCUUUACUCUCAGAAGCACCUCCCGCCCAGGGGAUCGACGUUAGCCAACCUCCACAGCAAGCGCAAGGCCCGGGUGACGGGUGCCUAGCUGGAUCAACCAGUACAGCUUCUGAGGUCUGGGAGGGAUGGGAUUUCAUUCACUUGCCCUCAUCUAAUAUGGUGCGCCGGGAAGUGGAGGCUAUGGCGAUGAGGGGCGGAGCGAGGGAAAAGCGUCGUUUGUCUCGAUCCGAGGUGAAGCGCAUAGUAAAGAGCAGGGAAAGGGUCACGCCGAUCAGUUGCCCUGAUCAAAGAUGGCGUUCACUGCACCUUUUUCUUUCCCCCUUUUCCCCGUCCCAGAGCUCCUCCCCGGCCCCUCCCCGUCGCUCUAGCCCCGCCUCCCACUCUCCCAGGCCCUCUAGCUACCAGUCGCUGGGCCGGGCGUACUCAGUGGCUCGUUCUCUCCGCCCGGGGCAGCAGGUAGGGAUUAGCUCCUAAGACAUGGCGGCAGCGGCGGCAGCGGCGGGGUCUUCGGCGACUGGGACGAAGGGGAAUGGGAGCGGCGGCCGGCCUGGGCCCAGUGAAGCCGGCGGGCCGCGGAAGAAGAGGGGCCCGGGGCCCCUGGCCACAGCGUACCUGGUCAUUUACAAUGUAGUGAUGACUGCCGGGUGGCUUGUUAUUGCAGUUGGUCUGGUCAGAGCAUAUUUGGCUAAAGGUAGUUAUCAUAACCUUUAUUAUUCAAUUGAAAAGCCUUUGAAAUUCUUCCAGACUGGAGCUCUCUUAGAGAUUUUACACUGUGCUAUAGGAAUUGUUCCCUCUUCUGUAGUGCUGACUUCUUUCCAGGUGAUGUCAAGAGUUUUCCUAAUAUGGGCAGUAACACACAGUGUCAAAGAGGUACAGAGUGAAGACAGUGUCCUUCUCUUUGUUAUUGCCUGGACAAUCACUGAAAUUAUUCGCUACUCCUUUUAUACAUUUAGUCUACUAAACCAUCUGCCUUAUAUCAUCAAAUGGGCCAGGUACACUCUUUUCAUUGUACUGUACCCAAUGGGAGUAUCAGGAGAGUUACUCACCAUAUAUGCUGCUUUGCCCUUCGUCAGACAAGCCAGCUUAUAUUCCAUUAGCUUACCUAACAAAUACAAUUUCUCCUUUGACUACUAUGCAUUCCUCAUUCUGAUUAUGAUUUCUUAUAUUCCACUUUUUCCUCAGCUGUACUUGCACAUGAUACACCAGAGAAGGAAGGUCCUUUCUCAUCCUGAAGAACACAAGAAAUACGAAUGAUUCCUGCUCUUCCCCCAAAAUUCUCUACAGAUCAAAAAUGCUGCAGACUUUUUGAGUUCCCAACAUGUUUCAUAGAGAAGAAUAAGCAAGGACUAUUUUCAAAUACUUAAAAAAAAUGUGGCUAGUGGACCUGGGAUUUACAAAGAGUUAUUACAUGAAACACACUGGAAUAUCUUGUCGGCAUGCUUUUUCAACCAGAAAUUCCAAAAAUGUAAGAAGGGGGAAGGGAUGACAUGUUAUGUAGUUUCCCUUCUCUUCCUACAUCUGCUAAAUAUCUUUCAUACUAAAUGCUUGAGAGUUAUAGUCCAAGUGAUAAAAAGUUGUACCACCUGAAUGCUCGGCUUGAAUUAUAGUUCUGUUUUGUUUCUGCAGUGUAUUUAGCCUUGCCUUUUCAAAGUGCUUGACUGCAUGCUGGAAACUGUAUGUAUUGCUGGAAUGACAAACUUUAUUCUUGGGAAUGCUCUGAGGUUCUGACUUGGGACCAUAGUAGUGUUACCCCACAUCUAGUAAGUGAAUUGCAAUGGACAAACCUGUGGAACAGUGGGGUAAUGUCUGGCCCGAGAGGCAACAAAUUCAGAUUUUAGCCCAGCUUACAGUUCUGUAACCAACUAUUAUUGUCUCUUCUGGGACACCUCCAUUUAAGCAGUCAUUGCCACCUCCCAGAGAGGGACAGUUGCUUAAAUGUCUGUAGGUCCUUAGAGCCCACCCUGGGCCAGUAUUUCCUUCGAGAUUGUUCCUUCAUUCUCAAAGAAGCCCAUGACAUCAGAAAGAUGAUGCCAUGACAUGCAAGUGAAUUGGAUUUAAGGGAGAAAGAGCUGGGAAAAGUGACCUGCCUCACUUUCCCUUUCUGAGCCACGGAGGGUUAAUUCUGAGGCAGAACAAACGCUUAAGGCAAUUUACUAACGUUUAACUUGCACAAUAGAACUACUAAGAAACCCCUUGGUAUGAACCUUCCCUGAUAUUAACCCAUUUCAGAAUUUAGCCAGCAAAGUACAGAAAGAGAAAGAAAAGUUCCGGAGCAGGAGGCUUCGCAGAAGUAUAAUUCCAGAAACCAAUCUGGGAUAGCUUUUCUGAUGUGUCUAUAAUUUUUCGAUUAUCCAGUUCUUCUCUAUCUGUGCAUUUCCUUGGGGGUGAUUCUUCUUUCAACAUCUACUAUGUUUUGAGAACAGAAGCAGUAAAAAAAUUAAAGUUGGGAAGUAAUGAACCCAAGCAUUGUCAAGCUUCUUUGUUUCACUUGCAAACUUCAUCCUUUUUAAUUACUCACCUGCUAAUUUAGUGGCAUUGUUUAAAACCUUUAAAGAAGUUGCAUUAAAAUUGGAAAGUUAAUCUUAGAUACUCAUCAGAAUCUAAAUAAAGUUUGGUCUCUGGAGCCUUUAUCCAAUUGGUUUUGGUUGAGUGUUAAUGGUAAUUAAACAAAAUGUCUGGUCUGUAGAGUAAUUAUCAUUUUAAGUAUACUUGCUAAGAUCAGAUGAGUGUUAUAAUGGAAAACCAAGCUUAACCUUAAAAAAAAAAAAAUGCUUGUUUCAUAAUUUGCAAGCUAAGAAGGAAAAUAAAUAGGAAAUAUGCAAAUUGCAUCUAAAGCCCAGGUAGGAGAAAAAUACAGCUGGAUUAAACAAUGCAGGACUUGAGUCAGUAAGACCUGAGCCUAACUCCUGCCUCAGAGGUUGUGUGACCCUGGGCAACUCACUUAACCUCUCUGUGCCUCAGUUUCCUCAUCUGUAAAAUGGGGAUAAUAAUAGCACCUACCUCCCAGGGUUGUUGUGAGGAUCAAAUGAAUUAACAUAUUUAAAGCGCUUUUCAAACUUUAAAGUGCUGAAUAAAUGCUAGUCAUUAUUUUUUUAAAAAAACAAGUCAUUUGAGGGUUUGAAUUUUUAAAUAUUGCUUCAAUUUUAGUGAGAUUUAUGCUGGGUGUGUCGGGGGAUAGAAUUGGUUUGGUUUUGAGUUGGCAUGGAAAUUCCUCACAUCAGGUAAUCUUAAAUUACAUUAAAUGACUUUUGACCCCAAAUUCUUUUUUUCUCAUUUUUUCCUUCCACAAAAAUUUAAGACACUUACAAAAUGGAAACAAUAUGGACUACACCUACUUUGUUACGGGGGAGGAGGGAGAAAUGACUUGAUUUUUUUUUCUUGGUAAUAGUUUUGGGAAUUGCAGAAGAGGAAGAAGAAUGGAAAUUGAAAAAAAUGCAGAAAGCAAAGAGUUUGUUCUGAAUAAUCCUGUUUGUUUAAGAGUCUCUGCUUUGGAAUUGUAUUAUCAUUCAUGAUAAGUAGACCAGUACAAACUAGGGCACCUCAUUGAAUUUGAUUUGGAUAAUAAAAACAAAGCAUAAUCUUUUUUCAAAUAAGGUCUCAAGGGGAAUUUUAUAUUAUAUUAAAUAUUCUCCCCUUCCCCGUUACAACAUCUGAACUACUCAUAAGGUAGACAAGUAAGGCAUAUCAAGAUAUCCUUUCCAUAUUAUUUCUUAAUAACUGGUCUCAAAUCUCCAACACAAAUCAAUUUCCUAUUUGAAAUAGUAGUGUUCUUUUGUAAGCUAAGUCCAUCCCAUCUCACAGAGACCGGCAACUUUUUUAAGUGCUGUUCACAAAAAAUAACAUGGAAUUUUGUCUGACUUCAAAGUUUUCUUGAUUUCAAGAUAGAGUCAGAAGAAUUUUCUUUGCAACUGACUGAAUUCACUUAUCUUCAGAUAGGCUCCCUGUAGGAGCCCCCUUCUUACAAUAAGUGAAGUUUCUUUGAGAUGUAUGGUAGUGCUUUGUAGAUGUGGGCUCCUCAUCUGCAGCUUGCUAUGUUCCAUUUGCCAAUUAGGACCAUUCUUUUGAGCAUUUAUCAAAGACAUUCUAAAGAUUUUUCUCCUAACAGUAAAGGAGUAAACUUCCAACAUGAAAAUUUUCACACACACAGUGAUAGGUGUACAUGAGCAAAUUGAAUGCACAUAAAAAUUUGCUUAGUAAUCAUUCACUUAUAAAGAAAGAGAAAUGGACAAAGAAUUUAUCAAACCAUGUCAAACUGAAUGCAUUUCCAUUGAAAUUUGGGUGAAAAUUACACAUUUGCAUAUACAUAUAUGUAUAUGUGUAUAUUUAGUCUUUUUGUAUUUUUCUAUGUUGUGAAAAUUAAACUAAUUUUAUAAGUGAUUCACUAAAACUACAUAAGUUAAAUGUAUUUUGUAUAUUUAGAAAUCAGGAGAUCAAAAACUGCUUCAACUUUUUAAUGCAUGCACUUGGAAACUUUCUACUGGAUAAUGUUACUGUGAUAAUAAGUCUAAUUCAUAAAAUACUGAUUGUGUGUUAUAUUUAAAAAUAAACUGAUGUCCCAUCUGUCUGGGUUUGAAAUACCACUGA
Molecule: messenger RNA, 4829 nt
Organism: Antechinus flavipes (yellow-footed antechinus)
Lineage: Eukaryota; Metazoa; Chordata; Mammalia; Dasyuromorphia; Dasyuridae
Gene: HACD2
Product: 3-hydroxyacyl-CoA dehydratase 2
Exons: 7
Coding region: 723-1499 (258 amino acids)
Biological process (GO): sphingolipid biosynthetic process; fatty acid elongation; very long-chain fatty acid biosynthetic process
Cellular component (GO): endoplasmic reticulum membrane
Molecular function (GO): 3-hydroxyacyl-CoA dehydratase activity
Source: RefSeq, a predicted model, not a curated record